Molecule: messenger RNA, 727 nt
Organism: Pseudoliparis swirei
Lineage: Eukaryota; Metazoa; Chordata; Actinopteri; Perciformes; Liparidae
Product: DELTA-actitoxin-Afr1a-like
Exons: 3
Coding region: 112-657 (181 amino acids)
Biological process (GO): cytolysis in another organism; pore complex assembly; monoatomic cation transport
Cellular component (GO): pore complex
Molecular function (GO): channel activity
Source: RefSeq, a predicted model, not a curated record
GUGUGUGCGAGGGGGCGGAGCCUCUUCUUGAGGUGGAUCCCGAGAGAGAAGACGGUGUUUCACAUCUCACCGUCGGCCGAGCGAGCAGCACACCUGAGACCCGACAGCAUCAUGAGUGAAUCCGCCGAGGCUUUAUCCGCCAACCUGAAGAGCAGCAGGAACGUGACCAUCGAGAUCACCAACCUCACCAACGCCUACUGCCUCAUCGACCCCAAGGUUUACCUGGACAGCGGCAACUGCUACAGCCCCCCCCAGCCCACCGUGCGCCCUCUGAAAACCGAGGUGUGCAACUUCAGCAAGAGCAGCGGCAAGGUCACGGGCACCGUGGGCGUGAUGACCUACGACCUCUUCAAGAGGCAGAACGACAGCGCCAGUGAGAAGCUGGCCAUCAUGUUCUCCGUGCCCUACGACAACUCCACUUAUAAGAACUGGCUGGCGAUCGCCAUCUACGCCGCCGACAAGAAGUGCGACGAGGCGCUCUACAAGGAGAUGUACUACAACGAGGAGCCAGAAGGCUUCGUGAGGGAGGAGGCCAAAGGCUGCGGCCUCACCUUCGAAGGCCAACAACUGGACAUCAAGGCCACCAUGUCCCCGAUGGGCCGGUCCAUGCUGAAGGUGGAGGUGUGGGACAAGCUCUUCACGUCACAAAAACAUUGAGCCGGGGGGAGUCGUUGUUUAUUCCUCUGUUAGUCCUUUGAAUGUUUAAUAAAUCAAGUCUGACGAGGAA